Messenger RNA from Paralichthys olivaceus (Japanese flounder), 1725 nucleotides. NCBI's taxonomy places the organism in Eukaryota, Metazoa, Chordata, Actinopteri, Pleuronectiformes, Paralichthyidae. The record is from RefSeq and is a predicted model, not a curated record.
UUAAACGAUCGCUCUCCAUAGUCAGAUAUUCACUCACCUUUACAGUCUGUUCUUGCAUCUUUUUAUUCUCAUUAAAAAUUGUCACCGACCAGAGUGUCGCUUUGUAGUCACAAUUCUACUUCACUACUUUCGACGGAACUCUCGAGUUAAGUAAAUGGAGUUUGGUACGAGGACAACACGUACUUGAACGCACCACCAGGUUGCAAACCAGCAGUAAUAUGUCUGAAAUGUCAAGUUGUAGCUUUCUUUGUAAAUGUGUAUAUUUGUACCUGCUGUGGGUUUUACAACAACUCUAAAGCUGUCUUUAAAAACUCACCACAAAAAGGACACGGUGGAUAAACUCUUGAAAGGUUUCUUCAGGGAGGAGAAAAACAAACUAAGUGGUGAUGCUGCCCUGCUGAUGGCCGAGCUGCUGAAAGUGUUUGUGGAAGAAGCUGCCGUGAGAUCACUGAAACAAGCUGAAUCUGAGGACUGUGAUCAAGUAGAUAUCGAGCACUUUGAAAAGAUCCUACCUCAGCUGGUGCGUACAUCAACACCGUUCAGACGUGUCCUGAGUGAUCCGGGCACAAGUGCUCCUGGACUUCUAGCACAGCAAAGCCACAAGAUGGAGCCAGAGUGCUGCCUGCGUGUCCCUACUUCAGUCCUAUUGCAAGUGCUUCCAGCGUGCUCCAUGGCGCCCUUCAUCAAAGCCUCCGGGAGCAGUUGGAAGCAAUUAGAGUAAUAAGGGGAGCAGCCAGUCCCUUAGAUGAUGACAAGUGCCAGGAAAAAAGGAGUACCCCCUCCAGCCACUUUGAAGUUCCCUUUUGCUGUCCUGCUAUGUUUAGUUAGAGGUGGGGGGAAGGGCAAAGGGGACCUCAGGCACAGGGGGAAAGUUGAAUGGGAGUGUGCAUGCACAAAUGUGUGCAUGUGUUAGCCAAACAUAGCAAGAGACCACACGCAUAGAUAUUCUGUUUGAAAGGAAACAUAACAAAACACAUCGGAACAUGGUCCAAGAGGAGCAGGGUGUAAUUCUGAAGGUAAAUAAACAAAAGAGGUGAGUAGUGGAGGUGCACUCUCUCCUUUCAUCACAGUAAAGGGGGAUGCUGGGGCUGCAAGGAAGAGGGUAAUGUGGGGUUUUCUAACCCAACUGCCACUGAUGGUUUUCCACUAGUGGGGUAUUAGACCAACGUGUCUUCACUAUGAGUCAGCAUAGCUGCACAACACCUCACACUAUUUAUUUGUGUGGCUCUCGGGUGACUCACUAUGCUUACAAAUGCUGCUCACGUACAGCUGGAAGCAACUUGGGCUCAAACCUUAGAGCCCAGGCAUCGGAUAGGUGAUCAAGGACGCAGCACCUGGAAUUUGACCCAGCACCUUUGAGUAGAGCCCAGACUGGAUUUGUGUUCCCAGGAGUGACUUCCACAGCAGGCCUUAGGAACGUUUGGUUGAGUGAUGUUUACUUUAAUGAUCCUACAAGGACCAUUAGGACAGAAAACUACUUUUUUUGAAGAAAAUAAUUUGUUGGGUUAAUUAUUACAGUCUUAAUAGCAGUUGUGCCCCCUAGUUUUGUGAAAUAUUGUAAAUUGCAGAGCUAUUGCUUUCACAAGCUGGCUGUUUAGAUGAAAUGCCCGAGCAGACUCCUUUGUUAAAAAGUGUAUUUUGUAUAGAUGUUUUGUAAUGUAUAACAUUUCUGUUGAUUUGUAAAUCCUUGCAGAUUAAAUAAAAUAAUUGUGCUCUUGGGCCAAA